UGAUUGUUUAGCUCAGGCUCUAUACAAACCGCACCCUAUAGAAAAACGUACUUUGGGACAGUACGGUAAUAACCUUGGAACGGCAGUCCUGGAACGCGCUGUCGCUGCGUCCUGGACCUUGGCCUCAGAAGCUCUAGAGGGAGAAGCUCUACAGAGAAGGGAAUGGAAAUGGGAAUGGGAAUGGAAGAAGGGGAGGUUGAGGGGAAGAGUAUGUACGAGGUAAUGGAGGAGACGAGGAAGUCGAUGGAGGAGGCGGUGGCAAAGAUGCUCUUCUCCAAGAAGGAAAGGUCCAAGGCCGACCUCUCCCCCCUCCUCACCCAAGUCUCCCUCCUCUUCCUCAACCUCAGACAGGUAAACCGCUCAAUCCUUCUUGAGGAGGAUCGUGUAAAAGUGGAAACUGAAAGUGCAAAAGCUCCAGUGGACUUCACGACUUUGCAGCUUCACAAUUUGUUAUAUGAGAGAAAUCAUUAUGUGAAGGCAAUCAAAGCUUGCAAGGACUUUAAGUCAAAGUAUCCAGAUAUAGAACUUGUGCCUGAAGAAGAAUUUCACAGAAAUGCUCCUGAGGAAAUAAAAGGGAGUGCACUCUCACAGGAUGCUCCACAGGAUUUAAUGCUAAAGAGGUUGAACUUUGAGCUCUUUCAGCGAAAACAACUUUGUAGACAGCGGGAAGAACUAGAACAACGUAAAAGAACUCUUCAAGAGACUAUUGCUAACCGCAAGAAAUUCUUAUCAAGUCUUCCUUCGCAUCUGAAAUCACUUAAAAAAGCAUCUUUACCAGUUCAACAGCAGCUGGGAAUUCUGCAUACCAAGAAAAUGAAGCAGCAUCAAUCAGCGGAGCUGCUACCACCCCCUUUAUAUGUGAUUUACUCACAGUUAUUUGCACAUAAAGAAGCAUUCGGGGAAAAUAUUGAUGUUGAAAUUACUGGAAGUGUAAAAGAUGCCCAAGCUUUUGCGCAACAACUGGCAAACAAAGAUGUUGGGCUCCAUGCAAAUGUGGAGGAUAGUAAAUUGGAGGGGGAUGCACCUGAAGAAGAGGAUGAUGGGCAGAGGAGGAGGAAGUGGCCUAAGAAGGCUCGUGCCAAGGAGGAUAUGGACUUGACUGGAGUUUAUCAUUCUCACCCACUCAAUGUCAUCCUUCAUGUAUAUGAUGAUGAGUUUAUUGAUGCCAAACCUGUCAAAUUGGUUAGCGUGAGGUUUGAAUACUUAUUAAAGCUAAAUGUCGUGUGUGUGGGGGUUGAAGGGUCACAAGAGGGACCUGGGAAAAACCUAUUGUGCAACUUAUUUCCUGAUGAUACUGGCAAUGAGCUUCCUCACCAGACUGCUAAGAUCUUUGUUGGUGAUGAUGUAGCAUUUGAUGAAAAGAAAACAAUGUCAUGCCCUUAUAAAUGGGCACAACAUUUGGCUGGCUUUGAUUUCUUGCCUGAGGUAUCGCCUUUUCUUACUAAUAGCUAUACUUCAAUCUGCGAUGCUCCAAGAACUGCAGCCAUUCAAUCUGGUCUUUCUAUGUAUCGUCAUCAACAUCGAGUAAUGACAGUUGUGCAAAGGAUCCGGGCUCGAAUGAAGGCCCAGCUGGUUCUUUCGGAGCAACUUGAUUUACUAGCACAACACAAAUGGCCUCCAUUGACAUAUGAAGAUGUUCCAUGGGCUCUUCAUAGCCCUUUGUGUGCUUUAAGCAGCUGGCUCCCCGUAGAUCUCACACCUGAAGGGGAUUCAUCUGUUUCUACAGUUGGUGGAGAACAGCUUCUGGAAUCUUUAGAAACUGAAAAUGAUGGGAAAUCUGGAACACUGAAAGAAGAACUAGAGAGCACUAGGGAAGAUGGGGAACUUCCAUUAUUAAUAAUACAAGGUUCAACCCUUUCAAAUGAGAUUAAACUUCCAAUCCAUAAAGUGUCUAAUCUUGAGCAUAGUCAGGAUCUAAACUUUAUUUCUAAAAGCAAUAUGCCCAGCAAAGGAAAGCCUCAAACUCCUAGAAAGCUUGGAGCACUUGAGGAAUAUUCAGAAGUCAUUCUGGAGGAUGAAACUGAUGAAGAUAUGCCUGCAUAUGACUCAGAAACAGAAGAUGCCUCAGGUGUUGGAUGCCAUAAGAAGGAUAAGAAAUCUUGGAAGGAUAGUGCUACAAGAGAAUUCAUUCUGGUUUUGAGUUAUCAAAUGAACAGUGACGAGAAAAAAGUGAAUUUGGAAGCAAGGGUCAAGAUCAGUAUGGAGUACCCUCUUAGGCCUCCAUAUUUUACCUUAAGGCUUUUUACAGGAGACUUUAGAGGCCGGCCUCCUGAUGUGACACAAGAUGUCUUUAUAGCAUGUGAUAAAUCCGAAUGGUACAACGAACUUCGGGCCAUGGAAGCAGAGGUUAAUCUUCACAUAUUAAAGUUGCUGCCUCGUGACCACGAUGACUGCAUUCUUGCCCACCAAGUAAAGUGCCUUGCAAUGCUGUUUGAUUUUCAGAUGGGUCAGGCAUCAUCACUUCCUGAGGCUAGGAAAGCCACUUCCUUGAUUGAUGUUGGGUUGUGCAAGCCGGUUGGUGGUAAAAUUAUUGCCAGGUCUUUUAGGGGAAGGGACCGAAGAAGGAUGAUUUCUUGGAAGAAUAGAGAAUGCGUUAUUGGAUAUCCGUACUAGUAUGAUAUGUUGGGGAGUAUGCAACGCCUCCAUGUUUAUGGUCUCCUGCAAAUAUGUUAGAAAUUCAUCCUAUUGGAGAUGUAGAUAACCUACCCUGAUCUCUUUUAUGUAGCAGGUUUAGCAGAUGUUAUUACUGUCAGUUGUUUUGGCCGGGUUGGGGAAUUUUUGGGAGGAGGUAAUGUCACUGAUUCAGAUAUUUGUGGAAGGCAGGAUGUGGUCUAGAUAGUUCCUUAAGUGGGUUUCUUCUAUGUGGCUGUGAGUUCCUUACGUCCAGUUUGGACACUAAAUAUGCUUAGUUUUUUAUCCAGAGUGAUCAUAUAUUUGUACCCCUGAACAAGGCUGAAUUGCCCAAGUUGAUUGCUUUUCUUUGAUCACCAUAGCAUUCCUUUUUUUAUUAGAAAUGUAGGUAUUAGCAUUACUUAACCCAUUAUUAGGUGCUUUUAUAUGUGUCAAUCAAUAGAGUCCUUGGAAUAGAUUCAUGUGCGCGUUGGUAUGCCUUUGUCUCAUCCAGUUCUUACCUCCUUGAGCAUCCUCAGCAAAAUGUGGGAAGAGAGUCGGAUUUUAGAAUCUUGACUGCAUUCAUUGGGUUUAAUGAUUCUUUGGAUGGAGUAGAGUUGAUCAAUCCAUACCUGUAUAGAGAAGAAACAUUGCAGGAUGUUGCCUAUAUGUUGAAUUGUCUAAGAACUGCAGUAAGUACUUGCUGUUUGAUUUAACUCAAAUAUGUUGAUUAGAGUUUUCCUUUGUUCCUAAAACAGAAUAUCUCUUGCUAGUAUGAAGUAUGUUAUCUUUUGUGCU
This is a messenger RNA of Amborella trichopoda, 3408 nucleotides long. RefSeq names its product THO complex, subunit 5 (gene THO5). Gene Ontology annotation, biological process: mRNA export from nucleus. The record is from RefSeq and is a predicted model, not a curated record. Gene Ontology annotation, molecular function: mRNA binding. NCBI's taxonomy places the organism in Eukaryota, Viridiplantae, Streptophyta, Magnoliopsida, Amborellales, Amborellaceae. Gene Ontology annotation, cellular component: THO complex part of transcription export complex.